This is a messenger RNA of Coturnix japonica (Japanese quail), 1899 nucleotides long. It is a transcript of the gene AQP11, whose product is annotated as aquaporin 11. Gene Ontology annotation, molecular function: channel activity. Gene Ontology annotation, cellular component: membrane; cytoplasm. Gene Ontology annotation, biological process: transmembrane transport. NCBI's taxonomy places the organism in Eukaryota, Metazoa, Chordata, Aves, Galliformes, Phasianidae. The record is from RefSeq and is a predicted model, not a curated record.
GGCCGCCCAGCUGAGAGGAGGGCGGGCGGUGUGGAGCGCUGAGGCGGGCGUUGGGUUAUUCAGUGAUUUAUUUACGCUUCCAGACCGGCUGCAUAAGGAAUCGGCUACAUAAGGAAUCGGCUUGUCUCUUCUUGUGCUGGUGGCUUUCUCUGAGCGGGUCCUCGCCUCAGAGAGGGCACCCCCCUUCCCCCUUAAACUGAGGGGAGAGAGGUCCUCCUUCCCCCGCCGCUGUGGGGACGGGAGCUCCGUGCCCGCUCCCCUGUCAGGCUGAGCCGAGCUGAGGGCAGAGAACAGCUGGAAGCAGGCUGGAGCAGAGCAAAGUCCUCUUUCGAGUCACUCAGUUAGCAGGACUGUGGCCAUGGCUGCUGGUGGCAUCUGGACGUCGCUGGGGCUGAUGGCGGCUGUAGUGAUGGCCGUGGGCCUGUGCCGGAGUUUGGCUCGCCGCCGCUUGCACACCCACCCACAGCUUUGCUCGUUCCUCCUGGAGCUGCUGAGCACUUUCCAGGUGUGCGCCUGCACCAACGAGCUCAGCCUGCUGGGCAACACGGAGCCCAGGCCGCACACCGCCCUCACCCUCACCUAUGGCUUCACCGUCUUGCAUGGACUAACAUUGCCUGGCAGCACAUGUAACCCCUGCGGCACCCUGCAACCCCUGUGGGGCAAACAGACCUCGCUCAGGGCAGGGGGAAUGAAGAUCGGUGCUCAGUUUGCUGCUGCGGUAUUGGCCAGGGUCUUUAUGCACUUUAUCUGGAGGUUGGAGAUGGCAGAAUCCCAUUCGGGAGCGCUGGCUCAGGGUUGUGGCAACCCCAUGCAGACGACGGAGGUGCAGGCGUUCUGCAUAGAGCUGCUGUUCUCUGUCGUUUUCCAGCUGACCAUCCUGCAAGUGGAAAACAUUAAGCCCAGCUACAGAGUCCACGCGGUUGCUCUCCUCAUCACCAUGCUGGUGUUUGCAGGUGGAAAUCUUACAGGAGCAAUAUUUAACCCAGCGUUGGCUUUUUCAUUACAUCCACACUGUUUCUAUGACAGCUUUCUUACUUAUGCACUAGUAUACUGGGUAGCACCAUGCUUAGGGACAAUACUUGUGGCUUUUGUAUGGAAAUCCCUUCUCGGCCAUCAGAAGACACUAAAAUCUGAAUUAUAGUAGGACUACAGUGAAGGAAGUAUUGUCAAAGAAGUUAAGUUAACUUGCAGCCACCCCCAGAUGAAACGAGGCUUUCAGAAAAAGCAUUGACAUCGACUGCCACACCUCUUUGCAACUGUAUUUCCAGAUUCCAUGUAUUGAAAUUGCACUUUGCUACAUACAAAUUGCUACAAUUGCUUUGUAGUCAAAAACUUCCUUUGUAACACUGGAUCAGAGAAUAUCUACCAGCAUUUUCGGUUAAGCCAUAUGAAUGCUAAGGACUGUUAAAACACUGAAACUUUGUCACUUUAGCCAUAAGUGCCAUUUGCAGACCUGAAUUACAGUGACACAUAAAACUAAAGUUUAGAUAAAUACCAGGCCUUUGGGGUUUGAUUUUAUUGGAUUUCUUCCUGUAGAUGGCAGCUGCAGAAACAAAACUGAAGCUCUCUCUCUAUAGUGACCUCAGCAAUCUCUUACGUGCCAUGUAGAAACCUCCGAGAGGAAAAAAAGCUGAUUUGUUUUCUGAUCCCUAGAAGAACUGACACAGCUCUAUUCUAGAAGUGACCUACAGCAAAAGUACGAACCUGUAGGACCAGCAGUGUUUUAAAAGUGAAGCGCAGAGUGCCAACGAGUCAAUGGAUGCUGAUGUCAGAGCUGCCAGAAUCUUGCUGAAGCAAAGGACUGAGAACGGCAACGCAGAGUUGACUGUGAGAUACAAAAAUCUUAAGUUUAUUUAACAAUGUUGUUAACAUUUAAUACAAAGACAAAACAGUUCUCAU